Aspergillus glaucus CBS 516.65 is the source of this 1530-nucleotide messenger RNA. Its product is annotated as MFS transporter. NCBI's taxonomy places the organism in Eukaryota, Fungi, Ascomycota, Eurotiomycetes, Eurotiales, Aspergillaceae. Gene Ontology annotation, biological process: transmembrane transport. Bases 1 to 1530 code for a protein of 509 amino acids. Gene Ontology annotation, molecular function: transmembrane transporter activity. The transcript is spliced from 5 exons. The record is from RefSeq and is a predicted model, not a curated record.
AUGGUGGCGACAUGGCUUACCCCCGGUAAGGGCACGAAACGCCCUGCUAUGCUGCACUGGCGAGCACAUCCAAAUUACAUUCUGUUUGUGGUUGCGUUUGCAGUUUUUACGGAUAUGUUUUUAUACGGGAUGAUUGUCCCCGUGGCACCUACAGCUCUUCAGGAUAGAGUUGGGCUUGAUGCGGAUCAGCAACAAGAAUGGACGUCAAUCCUGCUAGCGCUUUACGGAGCUUCUCUCCUGGCUGCUUCUCCAUUAACCGGCUACCUAGCCGACCGAAUCCAAUCGCGCCAAUGGCCCCUGCUGUUCGGCCUCGUCGCCUUGGCUAUCUCCACCGCACUGCUCUGCAUAGGCACGAACUUAGGUCUCUGGAUCGCCGGGCGUAUUCUCCAGGGUGCUUCCACGGCUGUCGUCUGGACUGCCGGUCUCGCAUUGCUCGCUGAUACCAUGGACUCGAAGACCCUGGGGAGGGCAAUGGGGUAUGUGGGCAUGGCGAUGACAUUGGGGCUCAUGUGUGGGCCAUUAAUUGGAGGCGUGCUCUAUCAGAACGGGGGGUAUUAUAGUGUGUACGGGUUGGCGUUUGGGUUGAUCGGCAUUGAUAUCCUGGCGCGGGUGGUUAUGAUUGAAAGAAAGGAUGCGAUGCCUUGGUUCAAGGCCGAAGAAGCGGCGUUAUCAGAGGAUCAAGACCAGAGCCAGGCUCACGAGCGUUCUUCAUCCGAAAAACCACCAACCACGAACGACACCGCACCCAGAUCAAUCGCACCAACACCCGAACCAGAACCCGCAGCAACAGAAACAACAACAGCAGCAGCAGCACCAUCAACCCGCCGCUUCGGCCGCCUGCGCACACUCCUCAACUCCUCACGCCUAAUGGUCUCCAUCUGGACAUACAUGAUAGUCUCGCUGACAGUAACAUCCUUCGACAGCGUGCUCCCGCUCUUCGUCGAAUCAACAUUCCACUGGAAGCAAACCGCGCAAGGGCUAAUCUUCAUUGCCAUCUCAGUGCCCUGUUCGGUAGACCCCAUCGUCGGCUGGGUCGUUGACAAAUGGCCCUGGUCGAGUCGAUUUUUCUGCUCUGGUGCGUUGUUUGCGUCGGUGCCGGUGUUGGUUUGUAUGCGGUUUGUGGAUGAGAAUGUUAUUGGGGAUAAGGUGUUGUUGUGUACGUUGUUGGCGCUGGCGGGGCUUUGUGUUGCGUGUUUGAUGCCGCCAGUUAUGGUUGAGGUUUCGUGUGUGGUGAAUGAGAAGGAGGCUGCUGCGCCAAAUGCUUUUGGGGAGGGGGGUGCCAUGGCGUUGGCGUAUGGGGUUUUGAACUCUGCGUGGGCGGCGGGUAGUAUUAUUGGGCCUUUCUUUGCAGGGUUUAUUCGCGAUGAUGCUGGCUGGGAGACGAUGACUUGGGCGUUGUCGAUUCUUACGGGGGUGACUGGGAUCCCGGUGUUGAUGUUUUUGGGUGGGUUUAUUGGGAAGAAGAGGGCUAAGAAAGCUUCUAAUGAGGAGCAGGGACAGGAGCAGGAGCAGGAUAAGGAGCAGGCAUAG